Messenger RNA from Etheostoma spectabile (orangethroat darter), 1880 nucleotides. RefSeq names its product dimethylaniline monooxygenase [N-oxide-forming] 2. The transcript has 10 exons. The record is from RefSeq and is a predicted model, not a curated record. NCBI's taxonomy places the organism in Eukaryota, Metazoa, Chordata, Actinopteri, Perciformes, Percidae. Gene Ontology annotation, molecular function: N,N-dimethylaniline monooxygenase activity; flavin adenine dinucleotide binding; NADP binding. Bases 1 to 1677 code for a protein of 558 amino acids.
AUGGUUCGACGUGUGGCAGUGGUUGGAGCCGGCAGUUCUGGUCUGGCUUGCAUCAAGAUCUGUGUCGAUGAGGGCCUCGAGCCUGUCUGCUUUGAAAGCAGUGAUGACAUCGGCGGCCUGUGGAAAUUUAAGGAAUCACCUGAGCCAGAGAGAUCCAGCAUCUAUCGCUCCUUGGUGGUCAACACCUCCAAAGAGAUGAUGUGUUUCAGUGAUUUUCCCAUGCCUGCUGACUAUCCAAACUACAUGCACAACUCCCUGCUGCUGCAGUACUUCAGGCUCUAUGCGGAACACUUUGACCUGCUCCGAUACAUUCAUUUCCAGACUACUGUAAGGAGUGUUGCACAAAGGCCAGAUUUCUCUCUGUCCGGUCAGUGGGACGUAGUGACCAUUAACAGGGAUGGAGAGGAAGAGAGACAUGUCUUUGAUGCAGUUCUGGUGUGUUCAGGCCACUACACCCACCCGGCUUUACCCAUGUCAGACUUUCCUGGUUAUGAGACGUUUGCUGGCAGGUGUUUUCACAGCUGGGAGUAUAAAGAUGCAGAUGCCUGCAGAGGAAAGAGGGUGGUGGUGGUUGGCAUUGGCAAUUCUGGAGGUGACAUAGCAGUGGAGAUCAGUAGAUCUGCAGAGAAGACAUUUCUCAGCACACGCCAGGGUGCCUGGGUGAUGGGCAGGAUGUCCACUGAUGGUCUUCCAAUGGACAUGAUGGGUAUCACCAGGUUCAACAACAUCCUCAUACGGCUUCUUCCCAACACUCUGGCCAACUGGGCCGCAGAGAGAGCCCUGAACCCCAAAUAUGACCACAAACUGUAUGGUCUGAAGCCCAGACACGGACCUUUGGACAAAAGGCCUUUGAUCAAUGAUGACCUUCCUAGUCGAAUCCUUCAGGGAGCGCUAGUAAUGAAACCCAACCUGAAAGGAUUCGAGGACUCUGGAGUGGAAUUUGAAGAUGGCACUGUAGAGGAGAACAUUGACACUGUGGUCUUCUGUACAGGUUAUUAUGGAAACUUCCCAUUCCUGCCUCCAGCUUUAUCUGAGGGGCCUCACAGAGAGUUGACAUUGUACAAGACACUGUUUCCUCCGGGUCUAGUACAACCCACACUGGCCGUCAUGGGUCUUUUCCAGACAAAAGGACCAAUCAUACCUAUUGUGGAAAUGCAGGCACGGUGGGCUGUCAAGGUCUUUGCUGGUUUGAGCCGUCUUCCAUGUAAAGAGAAAAUGCUGGAAGUCAUUGAGUGUGAGAGGAAGAGAAACAUGAAAAGCUAUAACUGCCCAAGAAAGGCGGCUCUCCAGGUAGACUUCAUCCCUUAUCUGGAUUUCAUGGCUGAGCAGGUCGGGGUUCGCCCUAACUUCCUGAGACUGCUACUGAGAGAUCCUGUACUGUGGGCGAGGGUCUUCUUUGGUCCCUGCACUCCUUAUCAGUAUCGUCUCUCUGGGCCUGGACAGUGGCCCGGAGCCCGUCAGGCUAUCCUCACUCAGUGGGAUCGGGUGGUUCAGCCAUUCAGAACCAGAGUGGUACCAGAACCAGAGAGCAGGCCGUCUGUCCUAUUUUCUCCCUGGCUGCUCACAUUUGGAGCAGCUGUCACAAUAGCUGUCCUUCUUUCUAAAAAUGACAUCAUUCCAGUGCUGCAGGGUGCAGCCCAGAUUGUGGACAGGUGCAAGACUUUUCUGAGGGACUAACAUGAUGAAAACUGGGUCCAUCUUUAAUAUCCAUAAUGAUUUAAGAUGCACUGAAAGAGUACUUGGGUCUAAGAAAUUCAUGUACUGUAAUUUAUUUUUCUUGUUUGGCAUGCAGAGGGAGAGAGACAGCCUCCCACUUUUAAUGUGUUGUAAAUGUGGUGUAUGUAAUUAAUAUGGUGUUAUAAUAUUGUGAAAGUAAUUGC